This is a messenger RNA of Anopheles stephensi (Asian malaria mosquito), 3777 nucleotides long. RefSeq names its product serine/threonine-protein phosphatase alpha-2 isoform (gene Pp1-87B). Bases 756 to 1739 code for a protein of 327 amino acids. Gene Ontology annotation, cellular component: cytoplasm; nucleus. NCBI's taxonomy places the organism in Eukaryota, Metazoa, Arthropoda, Insecta, Diptera, Culicidae. The transcript is spliced from 6 exons. The record is from RefSeq and is a predicted model, not a curated record. Gene Ontology annotation, molecular function: protein serine/threonine phosphatase activity.
CCCCUAUAUGCUUGUGUGUGUGUAUGCGUCUCCCGUAAGCGCGUUCGUCCGUAUUCGUACAGUUGCGCUGAACCGAGGCUCUUCACUUUAGUGCGUGCACAUUCUUCAACCCGUCCGUCAGGAAAAAGGAAAUUUUCUUUUUCCGCGGCAUCUGCCUGCCUCCCGCUCCUCCUCGCGCGUGUGUGACGUCGGCAGCGAAGAAAGUCGAGACAAAAGUCCACAAUUCUGACCGCGGAUUUUUCGACCUCAAACGCUACGCUUCUGGCGGAUAAGCAAAAAGAGUUUCGCUAAGAAGAGCAGCAGCAGCGAAGAAGGAAGAGCGUACGGGAAGAAAACCACCCCAGCCAGCCAGCCAGCCACCAUCAUUUGCCGAUACGCGCGUGUGUGUGUAUGUGUGUGUGUUGCGCCGUGUUUUUCUUCACUCGAGUUUAGUUACUACAGCGCAAAGUCAACGACGACGUCGAAGCUGUAGUCGCAGUACUCGCAGCAGCAACAACAGGGCCGCAGCGCCGUGUGUGCCGUUCUCACGUUGACGAAACUGUAGCAUCCAUCCACUGCAAAAAGGAUACACUCUAGCUGGCCGCUCGUUGUGUGUGGUGGAAAGUGCGGAAGGAAAGGAAAACGUAAAACCUUCCCCCCGCCCCGCGCAUUUGACGUCGAUCCCUGCCCUCCCCGGUGUGUGAGUGUGUGUCCGACAACCCGUCCCGUCAUCAUUGAGCGUAACUGAGAGUCGGUAGUCGUCGUAUCGAUUCAAAAUGUCGGACGUAGAGUUAUCAAACAUAGACCACCUCAUUGCGAUGCUUUUAGAAGUUCGCGGUGCAAGGCCGGGGAAAAAUGUACAACUGUCGGAAACGGAUAUACGUCUGCUAUGCUUGAAGUCGAGGGAAAUCUUUCUCUCCCAACCGAUACUGCUCGAGCUGGAAGCACCGUUAAAAAUUUGCGGUGACAUCCAUGGUCAGUAUUAUGAUUUGCUGCGUUUGUUCGAGUACGGUAGCUUCCCGCCAGAGUCGAACUACCUGUUCCUCGGCGAUUACGUCGACCGGGGAAAGCAAUCGCUCGAGACGAUAUGCCUGCUGCUGGCGUACAAAAUCAAGUAUCCGGAAAAUUUCUUCUUGCUGCGCGGCAACCAUGAAUGCGCCAGUAUCAAUAGAAUAUACGGAUUCUACGAUGAGUGCAAGAGGCGCUACAAUAUUAAGAUGUGGAAAACGUUUACCGAUUGCUUCAACUGUCUGCCGGUGGCCGCGAUCGUAGAUGAGAAAAUUUUCUGCUGCCACGGCGGUCUCAGCCCGGACCUGCAGUCCAUGGAACAGAUCCGACGCAUUAUGCGACCGACAGACGUGCCCGACCAGGGGCUGCUGUGCGAUCUGCUGUGGUCCGACCCGGACAAGGACACGAACGGUUACGGUGAGAACGAUCGUGGCGUCAGCUUCACGUUCGGUGUGGAUAUCGUGGGCAAGUUUCUAACCAAGCAUGACUUUGACCUUAUCUGUCGGGCACAUCAGGUGGUGGAGGAUGGUUAUGAGUUCUUUGCCAAGCGGCAACUGGUGACCCUCUUCUCUGCUCCCAACUAUUGCGGUGAAUUCGAUAAUGCCGGUGCAAUGAUGUCCGUCGACGAUACGUUGAUGUGCUCGUUCCAAAUUCUGAAGCCAGCCGAUAAACGUAAGUUCCAAUAUGGUGGCCUCAACUCCGGACGGCCAGUUACACCACCGAGAAACUAUAGUAAAAACAAAAAGAAAUAAUUUAUCCAAAUAGUACUACUUCUCUUACAACAACAACAACAACAAAAACUACUACUACUACUACUACUACUACUACUAUUAAACAAGCAAAAAAGCAAAACAAAACUACUACAAAUUACGUACUACCAAACUUGUGCGGUAUCCGUUCUGUUGUUGCAUCUACUCCCCACCCCCUACCCCCGUUUCCCCCACCCAGCGCCCCUCCUCCAGUCUGCUCCCAGUUGUCCGGUGUUUCUCCUUUCCUUUUUGCUUCCCUAUUAAACACAUUUUAUAAAACAAAACACUUGAUCGACUGACAAUGCAGCAGCAGUAGUGUAGCGGCAGCAGCAACAAUGACCACGCGGCGCGCCCUGGUCUUGUGCAAGGCAAAAGCAUAUGUAUCUUUGAUUAUUAAAUUUCAACAACCACCCCCCCCCCCCCCCCCCCAAGAUCAUUCAUCACACAAUCAUCGCUUCUAGGGCACGUGCACGUGUGUGUGUGCCUGUAACCACGCGGGUACGCGCACACCGCGGCUCUGACGAUGAAGUUGAAAAGGAAAAGGGAUAGAAUCUACAAGUUAGACGAAGGUAGUCGAAAGGAAAAAGGUCCCUUUAGGGGGGGGGGAGGGGAAACCAAGAAGCUACAUUUUGAUUAUAUUCUGUUACAAAUUCGACACGAUUUAGUAGAGAGUGAAAGAGCAAACGGUGAGACGAUAAAACGCGCGCUGUUGGCAGCACAGCACAACAGCACAAUGUUUUGCGAAAAAAAAGGGGAAAAGAUUCAAAUGGGAAGGAUAGUGAAUGGAUCAUUCUGGCGUUGAGUUGUAGGCAGAGGCAGUAGUAGUAGAUCGCGAGAGAGAUAGCGAGAGAGAGAGAGCAAGAUAAAGAGCAACAAAGAGUUGCGAAAAAAUCGGAACGUUUCUGAAUGAUAAUUUAAUUAGAAACACUACUAGCAGUUAUACAGUGCAAGAGGAAGAAGAGCUAAAUAAACAUACAAACAAAAUAUGCAUGCUAACAACACACAUGAUAACAACACAACACUGAUGGUAGAUUUGUCAGUUGCUCGAUGGGCUUUACCACUACUAGCGCGACUAGCUAGCCGCCCCACGCGCGUGUGUGUGUGUGUGUGUAUCUGCGUGCAGUUGAAAUGCAAUGAGAGCACACUUGUGUGUGCGCACACGAUGACACACGCAGCACCGCUAAGAAAUGGGUCAUAAGAAUGUUCUGAUUACAAUAAGAGGCAAGCAACACUUGUUUAAAAAAAAAACAUUGGCAGUGUGUGUGUGAGUGUGUGAGUGGGCUCACAAGAUCAUCCAUAGGGCAAGAAGCACCCUCUAGUAAGGGCCAAUUAAAUGAUUGAGAUUAUCGGUGGAUGAAAUCCGGAUUACAUUUAAUCACCGUGUGUGUUGUCGCCCCAUUAGUAGAUGAGCCCUCAUCAGCUCGGUGCGCCAUCAUCCCGAGAGGCAAACACGCCCUGUUUGUUUGGGCUACGGGCCAGUUGACUUCGGAGAGCUACACAACUCCAGCUUCCAACCACCAUCACCACCAGUACACGUUAAUAAAGUAUGAACCGAAGCUUCUUCAGUUGGAAACCCUACAUUUUGCAUGCCACAGCAGACCCUAAUAUCUGUUUGUGCUGUUUUGUCUCGCAUUAUUACUUGGUAAAGGAGAGAAAUUUCUAUUCUUUAUUUCACAUUGCGUCAGUGUACUUUUCUAUAUUGCGAUCGCAACCACACAGGUGUGGGCGCUGGUUUUAAAAGGCCGCGCGCGGGGUUCGAUGUUUGAUGAGACGACUCAAACGAGUGGCGGCUGGCUUUAUUGUAAGGUGCGCUGUGAUUUCACUCCAGGAGGUUUGGGUUAAGCACGUCGUACGAAGCUUCUACCUAACCGUGUCCAUCCACGAAUUGCACGAAUGGUUGUUGAAGACUCUCACACACAUUUAGCACACGACAUGGGUUGCGCCAGGUGUAAUGGAGCAAUGUCACCAGAAAACAUGGUUUGUUGCUGAUAACAAAAGCUGCUGUAAGAACUUUAAACAUUAAAACCACACAGAAAACCAA